Messenger RNA from Trachemys scripta elegans, 1862 nucleotides. It is a transcript of the gene ARX, whose product is annotated as aristaless related homeobox. Gene Ontology annotation, molecular function: DNA-binding transcription factor activity, RNA polymerase II-specific; RNA polymerase II transcription regulatory region sequence-specific DNA binding. Gene Ontology annotation, biological process: regulation of transcription by RNA polymerase II. NCBI's taxonomy places the organism in Eukaryota, Metazoa, Chordata, Testudines, Emydidae. The record is from RefSeq and is a predicted model, not a curated record. The transcript has 5 exons. The coding region runs from base 207 to 1682 and encodes 491 amino acids.
GUUACUAGUGUCCUGAGCAGGAAGAGGGGCGAGUGGAGCCGCUGGUGGGGGGAUUAAAAAACACUCCAGCCCAAGCAACAACAACAACAACAAAAACCCAACAACCAAAAAAAACCAAAAAACCAACAACCCAGCCCCACACACACGCAGCCAGCCAGCCAGCCGGCCGAGCGAGGCAGCUCCUUACCGAAGGGAAAGCCAAAGCCAUGAGCAAUCAAUACCAAGAAGAGAGCUGCUCUGAGAGGCCUGAAUGUAAAAGUAAAUCUCCAACUUUACUCUCCUCCUACUGCAUAGACAGCAUCCUGGGCAGGAGGAGCCCCUGUAAAAUGAGAUUGCUAGGAGCUGCUCAGAGCCUGCCUUCUCUGUCUAACAGGACAGAACAGGACAAGGCCGUGCAAGGAUCCCCCAAGGGGAGCCCCACGUUCGAGCCCGCCGAGCUGCACCUGCCCCCCAAGCUGCGCCGCCUGUACGGGCCCGGAGGGGGCCGGCUGCUGCCGGGGGCUGCCGGGCCGCGGGCGGAGGGGGCCGCCGCCCAGUCCUGGGACACGCUGAAGAUCAGCCAGGCGCCCCAGGUCAGCAUCAGCCGCAGCAAGUCGUACCGGGAGAACGCGCCCUUCGCACCCCCGCCGCCCGCCCUGGACGAGCUGGGGCGCCCCGAGGAGAGGCCGGGGCCGGCGGCCGCGGGGGUGCCCGAGGAGGAGGAGGACGAGGACGAGGAGCUGCUGGAGGAGGAGGAGGAGGAGGACGAGGAGCUGGAGGAGGAGGACGAGGAGGAGCUGCUGGGGGAGGCCGGCGGGGGGCUCCUGAAGGAGCCCAGGCGCGGCGCUGCUCCCGCCACGGGGCCCGACGGUGGGGAGCUGUCCCCCAAGGAGGAGCUGCUGCUGCACCCAGAGGACGCCGAGGGCAAGGACGGCGAGGACAGCGUGUGCCUGUCGGCGGGCAGCGACUCCGAGGAGGGGCUGCUCAAGAGGAAGCAGCGGCGCUACCGCACCACCUUCACCAGCUACCAGCUGGAGGAGCUGGAGAGGGCCUUCCAGAAAACCCACUACCCAGAUGUCUUCACCAGGGAGGAGCUGGCCAUGCGGCUGGAUCUGACCGAAGCCCGAGUGCAGGUAUGGUUCCAGAACCGUAGGGCUAAAUGGCGGAAGAGGGAAAAGGCUGGGGCUCAGACACACACCCCAGGUUUGCCUUUCCCUGGUCCCCUGUCAGCAACUCACCCACUCAGUCCAUACCUUGAUGCUAGUCCUUUCCCUCCUCAUCACCCAGCUCUAGACUCCGCCUGGACUGCUGCUGCAGCAGCUGCUGCUGCCGCCUUCCCUAGUCUACCUCCUCCACCUGGUUCUGCAACUUUGCCACCAAGUGGGACUCCGCUAGGCCUCAGCACUUUCCUGGGCGCAGCUGUAUUCCGGCAUCCAGCCUUCAUCAGCCCUGCAUUUGGCAGGCUCUUUUCCACUAUGGCUCCCCUGACUAGUGCUUCCACUGCUGCUGCCCUACUGAGACAGCCCACUCCUGCCGUGGAAAGUGCAGUGCAAUCAAGUGGGCUAUCAGAUCCAGCAACAGCUGCAGCAGACAGACGGGCUUCUAGCAUAGCAGCUCUGAGGCUGAAAGCAAAAGAACACGCAGCUCAGCUCACACAACUCAAUAUUAUCCCUGGAAACAGCACAGGGAAAGAGGUGUGCUAAAAUAAAUACAUAAAUAAAGGUCACCUCAGCUAGUACGAAUCAAGACCAAAUGGAAAAAGAGGACCAGCGAUUAAGACAUUGGAUAGGUUCUCGGGUUAGGAACUUGAAGAAAGCAAGCAUCAGCACUCACAUGAGUGAACCAACAUUUACAAGCUCCUGAAUGAGUAACUCCUUGGCUGG